AGAAAUGAGAAUCAGUUAGAGAAGGCAGCCAUAACGAUUCAGUCAUGGUGGCGUGGCAACAUGGUACGCCGGACGUUACUGCAUGCAGCACUCAGGGCCUGGGUCAUCCAGUGCUGGUGGAGGUCGAUGCAGGCCAAGAUGCUGGAGCAAAGACGGCGCCUGGCACUAAGACUCUACACCUGCCAGGAGUGGGCAGUGGUGAAGGUGCAGGCACAGGUUCGAAUGUGGCAGGCCCGCAGACGGUUUCUCCAGGCACGCCAAGCAGCCUGCAUCAUCCAGUCUCACUGGCGCUGGCAUGCCAGCCAAACCCGAGGCCUGAUCCGGGGCCGCUAUGAGGUCAGAGCCAGCCGGCUGGAGCUGGACAUCGAAAUCCUCAUGACAUAG
Sus scrofa (pig) is the source of this 384-nucleotide messenger RNA. NCBI's taxonomy places the organism in Eukaryota, Metazoa, Chordata, Mammalia, Artiodactyla, Suidae. The record is from RefSeq and is a predicted model, not a curated record.